Messenger RNA from Danio aesculapii, 1467 nucleotides. Its product is annotated as growth hormone secretagogue receptor type 1-like. The record is from RefSeq and is a predicted model, not a curated record. The coding region runs from base 393 to 1427 and encodes 344 amino acids. Gene Ontology annotation, biological process: G protein-coupled receptor signaling pathway; hormone-mediated signaling pathway. The transcript is spliced from 3 exons. Gene Ontology annotation, cellular component: plasma membrane. Lineage: Eukaryota; Metazoa; Chordata; Actinopteri; Cypriniformes; Danionidae. Gene Ontology annotation, molecular function: growth hormone secretagogue receptor activity.
UGUGUAUAUGUAUUUAUGAGUGUGUGUGUGUGUAUAAGUGCGUGAGUGUGAGCACAUAUUGUGUUUGCGCAUAUAGUUUGCGUGUGUGUGUAUAUGAGUGAGUACGUGUUUGUAUAUAAUGUGUGUUUGGGUGUGCUCUUGUAGUGUAUGUGUUUGCAUAUAGUGUGUGUCUGUCUCUGUGUGUGUACAUGUACGUGAGUUUAUAGUGUGUGUGGGUGUAUAAGUGAGUGUAAAGUGUGUGUGUGUGUGAUUGAGUGAGUUCGAUCUCUUCCUCUGUUCCUGAAGUGUCAGUGGUCUCCAGCGGGGUGUGUGUGUGUCACACACACAGAAUGUUCAGUCCUGCUCUCCGUCUGCUGGUGCUGAAGGCUGCGCUCUGAGCUGGUCUCCAGGUCAUGGAUUACCCAGAAUCCUCAGGCUGGUGUGAGGACUGUGGGAACUGGUCUGAAUGGGAGCACUGGGAUCAGUCGGUGUUCAGCGAGUGUGAGCUGCUGGUGGUGACGCUGCUGUGUGCGCCGCUGCUGCUGCUCGGCAUCCUGGGAAACGCCCUGACCAUCAUGGUGGUGUGGCGACGCCCACAGAUGAGGAGCACCACGUACCUGUACCUGAGCAGCAUGGCGGUGUCAGACGUGCUCAUCCUGCUGCUCAUGCCCCUCGACCUCUACAAGUUGUGGCGCUACCGGCCAUGGCUGCUUGGCGCAGUGGUGUGUAAGCUGUCGGUGUUUGUGGGCGAGUGCUGCACCUUCUCCUCCAUCCUCCACAUGACGGCUCUCGGUGCGGAGCGCUAUCUGGCCGUGUGUUUCCCGCUGCGCGCACGACUGCUGGUCACCAAGGGGCGUGUCCGAGUGCUCAUUGGUGGGCUCUGGGGCGUGGCUCUACUCAGCGCCGGGCCGGUAUUGGCUGUGGUGGGCGUGGAGCGGCUGGGGGGCGGAGUCACUGAGUGCCGUUGUACUGAGUUUGCGCAGAGCUCCGGGCUGCUGAAGGUGAUGCUGUGGCUCUCCAACCUGUACUUCAUCUGCCCACUGCUGCUGCUGACGCUGCUGUAUGGCCUGAUCGCCCGCCGCCUGCACCUGCGUGCGCACACACAUACACACCGGGACAACACACACCGACAGACCCUGCGCAUGAUGGUGGUCAUCGUUCUGGUCUUCAUCUUGUGUUGGCUGCCGUUCCACGUGAGCCGGACACUGUUUUCGGUGUCGGACUCCAGCGCUGAGCUCUAUUACAUCAGUCAGUAUUUUAAUCUGGUGUCUUUAGUGCUGUUUUACGUCAGCGCUGCAGUCAAUCCGCUGCUGUACAACAUCAUGUCUGCCCGCUACCGUGCCAAUGUGCUGGCCAUGCUGCGGCUAACAGUGGGCCCCACGGACGAGCUGCGCCACAGGGCCCGCACCUCCCCGCUGACCGCCUCACACUCCAGCACACACUUCUGAGCCUCCACGCAUCUACAAGACUAGCUGAUUGAGCUCAUUU